AUGCGUUUGUGUUCAGAGGGAUCCCUGACCUGUUCGAGGAGUCCGAUAGCAUGUACAGAGAAAGUUUGCCAGUCGAGUAUCAUGAACAUUCCGGGAAGGGGCGACACACCGCGUCCUCCAGAGGAAGUGUUCAAAGAGGCAGAAAUUUUCCUCAGACAGUUUUAUCGCUCGAUGCACAGUGAAAACUCCCCACGGCAUCGAGCAAGAAUAGCAGAAGUCAAGAGAGAAUUAGAUUCAACUGGCACUUACAAUUUAAAAAGCAACGAGUUAUCGUUUGGUGCUAAGUUGGCUUGGCGUAAUGCACCUAGAUGCAUUGGAAGAGCCACUUGGAAAAAUUUAACGAUUUACGACUGUAGAGAAGUGACGACGGCUACGGGAAUGUUCGAAGCUCUAUGCACACACAUUAAAUUCAGCACAAAUAAAGGAAAUAUUAAUUCCGCCAUAUCAAUAUUUCGUCAACGGACCGACGGCAAACAUGACUACAGAAUAUGGAAUCCACAGCUUCUAGGCUACGCUGGUUACCGGCAGCCUGAUGGCACGAUAAUCGGUGAUCCUGCUCGUGUGGAAUUCACUGAGGUGUGUCAGAAACUUGGGUGGAAGGGACCAGGCACUGCGUGGGACUUAUUGCCUCUGGUGCUAUCAGCUGACGGCAAGGAUCCAGAAUUCUUUGAUUUGCCUCGGGAGAUUGUCAUGGAGGUCAAAAUGGAACAUCCGAAGUACGACUGGUUCAAGGAUCUGGGACUCCAAUGGUACGCUGUGCCAGCGGUCUCUAAUAUGAGAAUGGACUGUGGAGGCUUGGAGUUUACAGCAACUGCCUUCAAUGGCUGGUAUAUGAGUACUGAGAUUGCUUGCAGAACCUUCUGCGAUAUUAAUAGAUUUAAUAUGAUAGAGAAAGUAGCUACAGAAAUGGGGUUAGAUACGGACGCGAAACCACCUCUUUGGAAGGAUAAAGCUCUGGUGGAAAUGAACAUAGCAGUGGUGCACAGUUUCCUCAGAGACCGAGUAACUAUUGUCGACCAUCACACAGCUUCUGAAACGUUUAUGAGUCACUUGAAAACUGAAAACAGAACUCGAGGAGGCUGUCCGGCAGAUUGGAUUUGGAUCGUCCCUCCGAUGUCAUCAUCCUUGACACCGGUAUUUCAUCAAGAAAUGGCUUUUUACAUUCUCAGACCUUCUUACGAGUACCAGGACCCGGCUUGGAAAUGCUACAUCUGGAAAAAAACAGACACAACACGAAAAGUCAAAAGGAAGUUCCACUUCAGGCAGAUUGCUCGAGCUGUUAAAUUUACUGCUAAACUAUUUUCAAGAGCUCUAUCUAAACGAGUUAGGGCGACCAUCUUGUAUGCUAGUGAGACAGGCAAAUCUGAACACUAUGCCAAAAAUUUAGGAAUCAUUUUUGGCCAUGCCUUUAACACACAGGUACAAUGCAUGUCGGAAUACGAUUUCUUCUCCAUUGAGCACGAAACUUUACUUAUCAUCGUAGCAUCAACUUUUGGUAACGGGGAACCACCGGCAAACGGAUUAGACUUCAUGGAACACCUAUUUGUAAUGUUAAGGAAUGAAAAAGAGAAUAAAGAAGAUGAGAGAACGGAUCAAAGCGCGACGAGCUUCAAAACCCCGACACUGAGAGCUCUAUUUCGGACUAACAGCGUCUUGGCAGCUAGUAUGGAGUACAGUAGGCAAACAAGCAAGCAAAGUAUACAAAGACAACUUUCUCGAAUCUCUGACAAAAGCAGUAUUCCAACAUCAUCAGAUCAAAUAUCGGCAUUAAGUAAUGUUCGAUUUGCUGUAUUUGGUCUGGGUUCAAGCGCAUAUCCAAAAUUCUGCAAUUUUGCAGUCAAUAUUGACAACAUACUAGACGAAUUGGGUGCGGAACGACUACUACCUGUGGCUCGUGGAGAUGAAUUGUGUGGGCAAGAACAAGCAUUCCGUAAAUGGUCUUCAGACAUUUUCCAAGUUUCAUGCGAAACGUUUUGCUUAGACGAGAAUGACAUGAUGAAAGACGCACAAAAUGCUUUUGACACAAUUUCUCUUACACCAGAAACGGUUCGAUUUGGUUUGCCAAACCGGAAUGAUUGCGAACAGUUGACUUUACGACAAGGUUUAGAAUCUGCUUACAGAAAACAGAUGUUAUCAUUAAAAGUAGAAGAAGUUAAAUAUUUGGGAAAACACGAAGCAACGAAAAGCGCUACCAUUUUUGUCAACCUGAAAUCAGAACAUUCAAAGUACGACCCUGGUGAUCACAUUGCAAUACUACCCUGUAAUCCUAGAAAUGAUGUAGAUGUCAUACUAAGUCGCAUCACAGAUGCUGACAAUUACGACAAACAAGUACAACUUCAAGUGCAAGUGGAAAAACUGACAGCGACAGGUAUCGCAAAGUCCUGGGUGAACCACGAUCACCUGCCACCAGUAUCCGUUCGUGACAUUUUUACUAGAUUUGUGGACAUUACAAGCCCUCCGAAAAUACCGGUGUUGAAGUACCUGGCUAGUGCGUGUACGGAUAGCAAUGAAGCUGAAAAGAUUAGGGAAUUAAUUGCGGAUUCAAAUAAGUAUGACGACUGGAGUUAUUUCAACCACCCGAAUAUAGCCGAUGUUCUGGAACAGUUUCCAUCAUGCAAGCCCAAAGGAUCUAUGUUAGCUGCGUCACUGCCUCCACUGCAGCCAAGGCGAUAUUCAAUAUCAUCUUCACCUUUGGUGCAUCGGGAUAAUGUUCAUUUAACUGUUGCAGUUGUAGUUUUUAGAACGCAAAAUGGCAAUGGCCCACUGCGGCAAGGCGUUUGCUCAACCUAUUUACAAAAUCUGAAGCCCGGUGAUGAAGUAAUAGGAUUCAUGAGAAGGGCACCAACAUUCCACAUGCCGGAAUCAAUCUCAGCGCCCAUAAUUAUGGUCGGACCCGGUACCGGUAUAGCACCAUUUAGAGGGUUUUGGCAUCACAGAAGGCAUCUUAUUCAACAUUCUAAACAAAAUGCCGGCCCAGCAUGGCUAUACUUUGGGUGUAAAUAUAAGGACAUGGAUUUAUACAAAGAGGAGAAAGAAAAAGUUGUGGAAGAAAAAGUGAUUCAUAAAGCAAGACUUGCUAUGUCAAGAGAAGCCGGUGUAGAAAAAAAAUACGUACAAGCAUAUUUAGAGGAUGAUGCGAAAGACUUAUGUCGAAUGCUGACAGAAGAAGAAGGCCAUUUUUACGUAUGUGGUGAUAUCAAAAUGGCGGAUGAUGUAAGAUCAAAAUUAAAAGAAAUAUUCAUUAAACAUGCUGGUAUGACAGACGAAGAAGUAGAAGACUUUCUCAUUGAAAUGGUGAACGAGAACAGAUACCAUCAAGACAUCUACGGUGUAACAUUCCGUACAGCAGAAGUCCAUAGCGCUUCUAGAGAAACGGCAAAGAGAACCAGAUUGGAGUCACUGCGUUGA
Molecule: messenger RNA, 3408 nt
Organism: Arctia plantaginis
Lineage: Eukaryota; Metazoa; Arthropoda; Insecta; Lepidoptera; Erebidae
Source: the annotation of a GenBank genome assembly